Carassius carassius (crucian carp) is the source of this 2358-nucleotide messenger RNA. RefSeq names its product repulsive guidance molecule A-like. The record is from RefSeq and is a predicted model, not a curated record. Gene Ontology annotation, cellular component: plasma membrane. Bases 490 to 1833 code for a protein of 447 amino acids. The transcript has 4 exons. NCBI's taxonomy places the organism in Eukaryota, Metazoa, Chordata, Actinopteri, Cypriniformes, Cyprinidae. Gene Ontology annotation, molecular function: coreceptor activity. Gene Ontology annotation, biological process: BMP signaling pathway.
UCAUUUCACAACACUGAGGCGAGGAAACGAGCCAGCGCUAUCAACAACACUGCUGCCCCGAGGGCUCUUCCUAGUCAAGUCCUGAGAGCCACAGAGGAAUCUUGGGAAUACCACUGCAAAAUGAAGAACACUGUUUAUUCGAAAACGUUUCCGAGCUUUUCUUUUUUAUCGUCUGUUUCUCGAUAAACUGGUUGGCGGAUCAUACCUUCAUUUCCAGAUCAAGACACCGAUGAAAAUAACAUCAGUCACCGCGAGUAGAUAGCAGCGUUUAGAUAAAAACCCAUUUCGCCUUUAAAAUAAUACGCCUACAUGAUAACCAAGGGACAUCAUGCAGGGGCAACAGCAGCGCUUAACCUUUAGUUUUACAACGAUAUAUAGACUUAAUUAGAAAUUUCGGAUUACUGAUACAAAGCACGCCUGCACGCGCUUCAUUCCGGAUUCGACCAGCAAGCCGCAAAGAAACUCAACCCAAAAGUGUUGAAGAGCUCCAUGCAUUCAAAAAGGGAGAGGAGAGGAGCGCUGUCCCGUGCUGGAUGGAUGGUUAUGGGGAAAGGAGCAGGACCAUCGGCGCUACAAGUCUGCCAGUUCGUUGUACUCUUUCUCUGUCUGUUUCCAGCAGCAACUCUGCAGUGUAAGAUCCUGAAGUGUAACUCAGAGUUCUGGGCCUCCACCUCCAGCUCUGGCCCAGAAGAGGAGUUCUGCACUGCUCUGCGAGCGUAUAACAGCUGUGUCCGUCGCACUGCCCGUACGUGCCGGGGUGACCUGGCCUACCAUUCAGCCCAACAUGGCAUAGAGGAUCUUAUGAGCCAACACAAUUGCUCUAAAGAAGGGCCCACUACCCAGCCUCGUGCCCGCACACCCCCGCCCCCGGUCCAGCCACCGCCGGACAUCAACGCUCCCUCGGACAAACCAGAGGUGUGCCAUUAUGAGCGGAGUUUACCACGUAAUGCUGCGCCUCCAAAUUACACUCACUGUGGCUUUUUUGGGGACCCACAUCUCCGCACAUUCAACGAUGACUUUCAGACCUGUAAAGUUGAGGGUGCCUGGCCACUGAUUCACAAUAAGUACCUGUCUGUGCAGGUUACGAACACUCCUGUUGUACCUGGAUCUUCUGCUACAGCUACUAGCAAGCUAACAAUCAUCUUCAGGAACUAUCAAGAAUGUGUAGACCAGAAGAUGUACCAUGCGGAGACUAACGAGCUUCCAGCUGCAUUUGCUGAUGGUUCAAAGAACGGAGGUGACCGCCAUGGGGCCAACACCUUACGUAUAGUAGAGAAGGUGCCUGGACAACAUGUGGAGAUCCAAGCACGUUAUAUCGGCACCACUAUUGUAGUUCGGCAGGUUGGCCGCUACCUCACUUUUGCAGUGCGGAUGCCAGAGGAAGUUGUGAAUUCGGUGGAGGACCAAGAUAACCAGGACCUUUACCUCUGCCUGCAUGGUUGCCCUGCCAACCAGCGAAUAGACUUCAGGACCUUCAGAGCACAUGCAGCUGAGAGCCAAGGCUUAGGCAGGGGCGGGCCGGGCACUCCUACACAUGGUUUCACACACCAGUCAGCCAUGGCCAAGUGCAAAGAACGUCUACCAGUUGAGGAUUUGUAUUUCCAAUCCUGUGUUUUUGACUUGCUAUCUUCUGGGGACAUCAACUUCACCCUUGCGGCCUACUAUGCCUUUGAGGAUGUUAAAAUGCUCCACUCCAACAAAGACAAGUAUCACCUCUUUGAAAGGGAUACAAUAUUCAAUUCUGCCUCAGAGAAAUGGGGUUUUAGUUUCCUAAUCCUCAUCAGCCUUGUUGUCGUACAGUUAUGGACUGACAUGCAUUUCAUUUGUCUGUAGUCCCCAAUGGACAUCCUUGUUAGAUGGUUGGAAGGUGCUGUAUGCAUGUGAAAUGCUGCUCUCACCAUGUUGUGUUCCAUCUAUCAGAGGUUGGGAUUCUCAGCUAGAGCCUGAGAUUCUGCCCAGGGCUUUCACACUUGUGUGUCUUGUGUCACGCCAUGGACUCAUCUCUCGUCAUCAUCACGUAUGUUCAUUCAUCAGGCCAGAGCAGAAGCGUUCCUGGAGACCCACCCAUCUCUGUGGUCAUCCUGCUGAUCUCAUAACUGGUUCAUGACAGAGAACAGUGCUGAGAGGUCCUGAGACUCGAGUCAGAUUAAACCACCCUUUUUCCCACCAGGGUGAUGUGUCACUGACAGGAGUGAGAGGGGGAUGAUCCUUUGCAGAAAGAAGAGCUUGGAGAUGUUCUUCAGUUCACUUGAUGCCAAGUGAGAGGUGAAGUAUGUCUCCCGGAGCCAGGCUGGAGGACUGACAGGAGCUUUUAUUCACGUCUCCAAAGUUGGAGGGCCGGCAGGGGUUCUCUUUGAA